This is a messenger RNA of Cyphellophora attinorum, 471 nucleotides long. RefSeq lists its product as uncharacterized. The transcript is spliced from 3 exons. The record is from RefSeq and is a predicted model, not a curated record. Lineage: Eukaryota; Fungi; Ascomycota; Eurotiomycetes; Chaetothyriales; Cyphellophoraceae. Bases 1 to 471 code for a protein of 156 amino acids.
AUGUCUCAAGCUCUCUCUGCACCGCGCUGGAACAAGCCCGCACCGAACCUCGCCAGCAUGCCCCUCGAGAUCCUGGAGAAAAUCAUCGGCUACGCGAUCCCUGACAGUAUCCGGAUCAUGAUCUGGAAUCUACCCUGCCGCGUCAUAUGGUAUUGGGAUCCCCCGCAGUGGCCUUGGGGAGCCACUGAACCGGCUGGACUACUCCUCGUCUCCAAGCAGGUUGGCCGUGUCGCUCGGAAAAUUCUCGCUCAGCGCUUCGAGCUACGAUAUCGUGGGGGUGGCGUCGAAGACCUCGUCAAUGUGUCUGGCGGAUACAUCCGCUUCAAAGGCAAUCUGAGUCUACCUCAUGUUCUGCUUAGAAUGAUCAGCUAUGUGCAGUUCACUGACAGACAGUAUGGACAGCCGGGUCGAGUGGCGAUCGGAACAUGGGAGUCGACGGGCGGCAAAGCUACGUCGAGCGUAAGCUACUGA